ACGCUCUCAAGCGCCAGGGCCGCACUCUGUACGGCUUCGGCGGUUAAGCGUGAGAGCAACAGCGAGUGAACCUACGCACCCAAAGGCUCUUUUCAGAGCCACCCACUUCGUUCUAAAAAGGCAAAUGGUCAUGACAGAAGAUAUGCCUGAGCCAGCGAAGUCUGCGCCCAAAAAGGGCUCGAAGAAGGCAGUGACGAAGACUGCCGGAAAGGGGGGAAAGAAGCGCAGGAGAUCCAGGAAGGAGAGCUACGCCAUUUACGUGUACAAGGUCCUGAAGCAGGUUCAUCCGGACACGGGUAUUUCUUCCAAGGCCAUGGGUAUCAUGAAUUCUUUCGUCAAUGAUAUCUUCGAGCGCAUUGCCGGUGAGGCGUCCCGCCUGGCUCACUACAACAAGCGUUCCACCAUCACUUCCAGGGAGAUCCAGACAGCCGUGCGCCUUCUGCUUCCUGGUGAGUUGGCCAAGCAUGCUGUGUCUGAGGGAACCAAGGCUGUCACCAAGUACACCAGCUCCAAGUAAAGCCCCUGCCGCUUUGCAAAAGAAACCAAAGGCUCUUUUAAGAGCCACCCACAAAGUCAGAAAGGAGUAGACGCUGUUAAGUAACUUCUCUAUGUAUAAGUUGAAUGAACAUGAAAUACGUGUUACAAUUUAACACAAGCAUCGAUUCGGUCUGUCACAAUUAUUUGUCUGCUAAAUAGUAUCGAAUAAAAUUUCCUCUGUUACUUGGCAAUAUGGAAACACGUUACAGAACGAAAACGCAAUUGUUUGUCAGUAUUGCAGAGCUUAAAUAUCACUACGACAAAACUGCAACGCAAAUACAUCUCUAAAAGGACUUAUGGUUUCACUGAAUCGCCCUAAAAUGCUAGAUUCGCCAUAGAUAUGUGCAAUUUAAGCUUUCGGAGUAGCUUAGCCUUUUUUUCAUCAAUUUGAAUCAAUUUACUUGCUUUAUUACUUUAGCGGUGGUUAUUUUGACGAAUUGGAGAGGAUAGUUAGCCCUCUCACUUAACCGCAUCAUCUUGCAUACUUACUCUAUUAGCUUUAAAAUACGUGAAUCCUUUGUUUGGCAAGAUAGGGAAAAAAAGACAUAUAUACGAAAUACAGGCCACUCCCACAGCAGGGUGUUGUAGGGUCCCUGUUACCCUAGCAGAUUUAGGGGGUCCAGUACUUUACAGAGACUCUUGAAUAUAUAAAAAUAUACAUAAGAUUGGGCAGGGGGCCCAGAAUUCAUAUGUACAACUCUGGGUGUGAGAUAACAGCAGCCUCCAGCAAACCAGUGUCAUCCUGUGAUUUCUUUAUCAGACAAAUAUAUACUGUGAGCCGAAAUGAGCCGCACCUUGGACCUGGGCUGGAGAUUCCUGGUUGUCAUGGCGAUUAAUCUCUGCUCCUAUACAGUAUUUACUCAAUGGCAUCAAGUUGGUUUUGACAUCAGGGACUUGUGAAAAUAGCGUUUAUAACAGAGGUGGCUGCUCCACAGAGGUAGAGAAGGUAUCUGCUUUUUACUUGAAAUUAAAUUAUGAAACAAGUAACUUUGAAAUAACACAUUACUAGUUCUGUAAUUUAAAACACAUUUUCAGUGUUAUUUAGAUAUAUUUAGUAUUGUAAUAUUACAAAAUGUAUAACCUUCUUACCCACUCAAUGUAUUUGGCCACCUGUCACCACUGAUACAACCAGCUUGGGUGACAGAGGCAGUUACCAGGAGAAGAUAGAACAUACGCUAUAUUGCCAAAAGUAUUGGGACACCUGCCUUCGCACACAACUGAACUUUAAUGACAUCCCAUUCUUAAUACAGAGAUAUACAGGCCACGCCCCCUGGGGUGGUGAGUGGCGCUGCCGGCUAAGCCUUUGUGUCUAUGAUCAGAAGGUUGCUGGUUCAAGCCUCAGGCAGAGCAGUAUCUGUUUUUGCGUCACAUCACCCGGCAGAUCAUUAUCAUGAACCCUUAAGGGCAUUGGGUUGGAGGAUGGAUGGUGGCACGACGCCCUGAGUGACGGGGCCUGUGGUUAAGUAGGUCCCUGGUUCGAACCUCGGCAGAUCACGUGUGUUUUUGCGUCACGUCACCCGGCAGACCAUUAUCAUGAACCCAUAAGGGAGUUUGGUCAGAGGAUGGAUGGUAGCGCGACGUACUGAGUGACCGUACCCGUGAUUGAAAAGAUCACUGGUUCUAGCCCAGCCUUGGCCGAAUAGUCACAGGGUAGACCCUAGAGCAAGGGCCUUAACUCUAACACACAGAGACAUGUGUGUCAAUCUGUUCUUUGGCAAGAUAGGAAAAAAAACACAUAUAUACGAAAUAUAGGCCACACCCCCUGGGGUGGCGAGUGGCGCUGCAGACUAAGCCUCUAUAUCUGUGAUCAGAAAGUCGCUGGUUCAAGCCCAGCCUUGGCCAAAUAGUCACAGCGCACAUCCUAGAGCAUGGGCCUCAACUCCAACACGUACAGACAGGUGCUACGUGUGUGAAUCCUUUAUUUGGCAAGAUAGGGAAUAAAAAGACAUAUAUACGAAAUUCAGGCCACACCCCCCCGGGGUGGCGAGUGGCGCUGCAGGCUAAGCCUCUGUAUCUGUGAUCCGAAGGUCGCUGGUUCAAGCCCAGCCUUGGCAGAAUAAUAACAGAGCAAAGGCCUUAACUCUAACGCAUAGAGACAGGUGCUACAUGUGUGUGAAUACUUUGUUUGGCAAGAUAGGGGAAAAAAGACAUAUACACGAAAUUCAGGCCACACCCCCCCGGGGUGACGAGUGGCGCUGCAGGCUAAGCCUCUGUAUCUGUGAUCCGAAGGUCGCUGGUUCAAGCCCAGCCUUGGCAGAAUAAUCGCAGAGCAAAGGCCUUAACUCUAACGCAUAGAGACAGGUGCUACAUGUGUGUGAAUACUUUGUUUGGCAAGAUAGGGGAAAAAAGACAUAUAUACGAAAUACAGGCCACACCCCCCGGGGUGGCGAGUGGCGCUGCAGGCUAAGCCUCUGUAUCUGUGAUCCGAAGGUCGCUGGUUCAAGCCCAGCCUUGGCAGAAUAAUCGCAGAGCAAAGGCCUUAACUCUAACGCAUAGAGACAGGUGUUACAUGUGUGUGAAUACUUUGUUUGGCAAGAUAGGGGAAAAAAGACAUAUAUACGAAAUACAGACCACUCCCACAGGAAUGGAGAGUGGCGCUGCAGGCUAAGCCUCUGUAUCUGUGAUCAGAGGGUUGCUGGUUCAAGUCCAGCCUUGGCCAGAUAGUCACAGGGCAUUUUUUUCUUUUUCCAAAAAAUUUUUUUGAAAAAUGGACUGGUGGGUGGCUAAUCCUCUGUGCUUGUGAUCGAGUCAGUGUGCUCGAGCCUGCCCUCAGCACAAUAGUUACAGGGCAGGCCCUCGAGCACACUGACUGAUCCUGCAGUGCAAUCUCUCUCUCUCUCACUCCACCACACUCCACACACACACACCACACACUCCACACACACCAUGCACUCCUCCACACCACAGGGCCAGUCAGUGCUUUCAAGGGUCUGCCCAGCAACCACGCUGCUGAGGGCGGGCUCGAACCACCAACCUCAACUUUCCGAUCAUAAGCACAGCGACUUAGCCCAGUGAGCCACGCACCAGUCCCAUUCAGCCAGGCUCUGAAUUUAACUUUUGACUCUCAAACACGUAUGGGUCAGAGCAGAUCCACUUUACGGAUCUGUGGCGAUUUCUGAGCAACUAUUUAUCCGGAUCCGGUUCAGACUCAACUUGCUAUGUGGCCCCUUUAGUAGCAAAAUUUCACAAAUAGACUUAUUGCACUGGUGGCAUCCUAUCAUGGUACCACGCUUGAAUUCACUGAGCUCCUGAGAGCAACCCAUUCUUUCAGAAAUGUUUCUAGAAGCAGCCUGCAUACCUAGGUGCUUGAUUUCAUACACCUGUGGCUAUGGAAGUGAUUGGAACACCUGAAUUCAAUUAUUUGGAGGGGCGUCCCAAUAAUUUUGGCAAUAUACUCUUUUUCCUUAUUGUCAUGUGUAUCCUUACCACUGUUGUACAUGUCAUCCUGUUGUGUCCCUAACUAUGCUACUGUGUGUGACCUCCCCCUAUUUGCCUGCUGUGUGUCGCUGUGCGUUUCCUUAAGUACGAUCCUUUUAAGGACGACAUUAAAGGAGCAACUUUGUGUCA
Messenger RNA from Brienomyrus brachyistius, 4104 nucleotides. Its product is annotated as histone H2B 1/2. NCBI's taxonomy places the organism in Eukaryota, Metazoa, Chordata, Actinopteri, Osteoglossiformes, Mormyridae. The record is from RefSeq and is a predicted model, not a curated record. Bases 125 to 517 code for a protein of 130 amino acids. The transcript is spliced from 2 exons. Gene Ontology annotation, cellular component: nucleosome. Gene Ontology annotation, molecular function: DNA binding; structural constituent of chromatin; protein heterodimerization activity.